GGAAAAGGUUGGAAGAGCGUCAGCCUUUCCUUGUAGUUUCCGAUUCUGCUCUCGCCUCGUUGCGAGCCUUUAGGCGGAGCUUUUAUCCCCCUGAGCCUGUCAAGGAAGAUUUUAGCGGAUGGCGAUCCACUCGUUUCAGUGAGCUUGAUUUGUUAGUUGGAAAUCUUUCCUGGUUCCUUUGGUGGCUUAAGUAUCUUGUGAAGGAAUAGAGCUGAAGGCCUUGGGAGUUUUGUCCAGACUUCUUGUGCAAGCGAAGUCGUGUAGAGAUCCAUCAGUUCAUUUUGGAGUUGGAUUAUUGGCCGGGGAGAAGAUGGAAGGACAACACCCAACAUAUGCAGGAGUUGGAAAAUGCCCUACAGUUGCUCAGCCUCGGAGCUGUGGGAAGAAUGGGGCAAAUCCUGGGCAGAAGACCCAAAACAAUGAAGCCAGCAGUUCAGAGGUCCAAUGUUGUGACUUCAGCAAAGUGCAGUUCCAGGAGGGGAAGAGUCCCCGAGAUGUUUGCACUCAGCUUCACCGCCUUUGCUGUCAGUGGCUGAAGCCACAAAUACACACCAAGGCUGAGAUGCUGGACCUGGUGCUCCUGGAGCAGUUCCUGGCUGUCCUUCCCCCAACGGUGGAGAAAUGGGUGCGGGAGUGUGGAGCGGAGACCAGUUCCCAAGCAGUGGACUUGGCAGAAGGCUUCCUGCUGACCCAGGAGUUGGAAAAGGUGCAAGAAGAGUUGCAGAAGUCCUUGGAAGAUAUAUCCGAUUAUACCAAGGAGAGGAAAGAGUCAUCCAAAUUCUUCCAAGAGCUGCAAUUCAGGGACAGCUUCCAGAAAGAUCAAAGUCAGGACACCACGCCAGGUAACAGAAGCACCUUACAUGUGAUGUCAGGUUUGGACAUC
Molecule: messenger RNA, 883 nt
Organism: Notechis scutatus (mainland tiger snake)
Lineage: Eukaryota; Metazoa; Chordata; Lepidosauria; Squamata; Elapidae
Source: RefSeq, a predicted model, not a curated record